Molecule: messenger RNA, 498 nt
Organism: Penicillium soppii
Lineage: Eukaryota; Fungi; Ascomycota; Eurotiomycetes; Eurotiales; Aspergillaceae
Exons: 1
Coding region: 1-498 (165 amino acids)
Source: RefSeq, a predicted model, not a curated record
AUGUCCGCAACACAAUGCACCAGACUCCUCACAAGACACAUCCCUCAAGUGAGGAGAAAACGACAACUACAAAACCCACAUGUCACCCUCGUCGGCAGUCCAUCUCCAAGUCACAACCCAACCAUUGACUCCGACCGACUCCCCUACCGACUUUACGAGCUCUCGCUCAAGAAGAUCCGCAAAGAGGCACACGCCGCCGAGCCCGAUCUCCGCCAUGUCAUUGCGGGAAUCUCAAUGCAAAAAAGUGUUUCUAGCGCAGUCCACGAUGACCUCCUACACCAAGUCGAUAUGAUCGAAAAUGCCAGACCAGGAAGGAUUCCUCUCCUGCCGGGCGCAGAUGAGCCAUGGGAACAUGAAGAGGUCGUAUCAAACCAGCCUGCUAAUCCCAAUGCUUGGGAUAUGCGGAUUCUCGACCAGGCCCUCUGUGAGAUGGAACGGGCUAGCAGAAAGGGAGAAGUGGCGAAAACGGUGUGUUUCCAGUUGAUUAGUGAGAUGUAA